GUGGUUCAGCUCAAUUUCUCAGAAGAAAAAGCUCUUCUGUGGCAUUUCUGACAUCUUCUCGUGCAUUCACGCCUCUACACAAGCAAGGGAGAGUCCCUCACCCCCACCCCCGGGCUUCCUGUGACUGGCUGACUUCGGAGAACCUUCAUGCUGGUUUGGUGCCCAGGUGCAGCCGAGGCAGGCAGCAAAAGUUUGAUUUGGAUCAUUUUUUUUUUGCAAACUGGGCAACUUCGCAUCAAAGAGUGGGGGGAAUAACUAAGAUAACGACAUCUGUGGCUCUCUGAAGAAAGGCCAGCAUGGGAAGCAGCCUCCACCUCCUCCAUGCCACGCUCCUCGGCUUGCUCUUCACAGGUGUUGUCAUCUCUGAAAACACUGGACCACAACCAAAUGUAACCAUCCAGUUGGUUUCAAAGCAGAAGGAGAGAACGGUCAGCCUGCGGUGUCAAGGAAGGGAUGUGGCUACCUGGUUAAAAGACGGGGUUGACCUACAGCAGGGGGGUCAGGAACUGCUCUUGGGCUCCCCCUUGGAUGACCCACGAGGGGUCUACUCCUGCCGCACAAGCCCACGGAAUGAAGAGGCCUCCUUGCAGGUGUAUUUCCGAAUGUGCCAGAACUGUAUCCAGCUGGACUUGCCCACAGUCCUGGGGCUUCUGUUGGCCAGCAGCGUGAGCACAGUGUUCCUGGCAGUGGCAGUGUACUGCCUUGUCACAGGGGAGCCAGGCUGGCAGCCUCAAGCCUCGGAUAAACAGACCCUCCUGGCCAACGAGCAGCUCUACCAGCCUCUUGGAGAGCGCAACAACGGACAAUACAGCCACAUAGGGGUGGCCAACAUGCGCCGUCGUUGAGUGGAGUGUCGGGGACCCUUUUCUGCCGCUGCCCUUCCCUCUGCCCUGCCUUCAUUCCUUGGAUCCCUGCCUGAUGAUUGUCCCUCCUGCUCUGGGGACUCAGCGUUCUAGCAGGAAAGGUGCUGCUUCCCACGGCAGAAAGCUGGGAUCUGGCUGGGGAUUCCUGCCUUGAGCGACACCUCUGCCUUGCCUUGCAUGAAAGGGCGAGAGGCCAUCCGCUGCCCUGCUCAGGAUCUGAAGCACCCUGAAUGCUGAGAAAGUCAACUGCAAGAGUUUACCAGGGGUCUCGCCCCUGUAUCCCUUCUCUCUUCCUCAAUAAAAGUGUUGCUUUAAA
This is a messenger RNA of Pogona vitticeps (central bearded dragon), 1179 nucleotides long. RefSeq names its product T-cell surface glycoprotein CD3 gamma chain. Gene Ontology annotation, biological process: cell surface receptor signaling pathway; positive thymic T cell selection. Gene Ontology annotation, cellular component: alpha-beta T cell receptor complex; external side of plasma membrane; membrane. Gene Ontology annotation, molecular function: transmembrane signaling receptor activity. The record is from RefSeq and is a predicted model, not a curated record. NCBI's taxonomy places the organism in Eukaryota, Metazoa, Chordata, Lepidosauria, Squamata, Agamidae.